UUUCAGUAUGAUUAUUUGUGAGACUCACUGAUCAAUGGAAGAGGUAAUUAAAGGUUUACAUCUUUUCCAUAUAAACAAUUAGGAUUUAUAAAGGUUUCACUUUGCUCUGGCAUAUUCCUUACUUGAAAUAUUCCAUAAAAUUCAGUUUUCAAAUUCUGCAUACAAGCCAUUCAACAUUUCAGUCCCACUGAAAAUCAGUAAAAGACAGAAACAGGCUUGUUAAUAAUGAGACAAUCCAAUUAUUAGAUCAAUAUUUAUUUAUUUUUAAAGUCAUAAACUUUUUAACUUUCCAUAUUGUCUCAAUAUAAAUUUUGAAAAGCAACAGAAGUGAAAAUGGAAUUCAAGCAUUUCAGAUCAUGCUACAUGUGCUUACUAUUAUAUAAUUUCACUUCUGCAGAUUCAGAAAUAUUACAUAUAUAAUAUUCCAAAACUACUUUGGACAUAUUUAGAAAAUGAAGUGUGAUUAAAAUGAAUCUUAGCAUUCAUUCUUUUAAUUUACCUAUAAAAUUCUGCAAUUUCUUCCCAGGGCAAAGUGAUGGAACAAUAAUUCUGAAGUUCAAGCAGUUUUUAUUUAUAAGCCUGGCAAUGUAAUAAAAAAAAAGCCCUCCAGAUAAUCCAGACAAAUUUGUGGCUUUCAUAAUCACUUUAAUAUAUAUAAAAAAUAGGCACAUUCACACAGCAAAGGCUACUGUUUUCUAGAACAUCCCAACUACUGGAAAUUCAGUAGCUGACAUUAUUCUCCCAUUGAAGAUUAUAACAUUUGGCUGGGAAUAUUAUGCAUUUUACAACUUCAUUCUUUGUUUUACUUCUUUCACAGCUGCCUUUGUGGUACAUCAGAAUGGUAAACCAAUUCCUGACUACUGCAACAAUAAAGGGCAGGAAAUACAUACAUUAGCCAAAUUAAAAAUAAAGCAGCUGAAAAUGCUUGAGCCAAACAGAGAGGGUUUUGAUGGGGUACCAAAAAUGCUGUGCUGAUGCCAAUCACAGAGAUCUGACAACCAUUUGUCUGAAAUGGAUUAGGGUUUGCAGUAGUGGGGAAUAUAGGAUGUAGAGUUUCCUGCCUGAGCAGGGGGGUUGGACUAGAAGACCUCCAAGGUCCCUUCCAACUCUGUUAUUCUAUUACAGCUCCCUGGGGAAGGUACUGCAUAGUCUGUUGACCAUCUCAGAAAUGACUCUCCUUUCUUAGGUCUGAAAGACUUAAAGAAUCGCCCUGAGGUUUUCAGCCGGGAGGCUGGCAAGCAUUGCCCAGAUCUAAGCCGCCUGACGCUACAAGUAUACACACAGCACUCUGUUGUAAAUGUGGUUAUUGGAUCUAAUCUAGCUCAAACAGCACCCCGAUUUCUUCCCGGGUUUUACUCCAAGAAACAGGCUAGGUAGGUCGAGGAUCGAUGCCCUUUGGCGGGGCACCAGUGUGGGAUUUUUAACCUCCCCAAGCUGAGCGCUGCUCACUGUAAUCAGCAGCAAGGAAAAGUUAAGGCCUCGCGUACUGAUCGGCCCGCCGGAGGGACCUGCAAAAAUUCUGCGAAGGGCCGAGGUCGAUUUUGCCGUGGAAGGGCAACAAAGUAGGUAGGAGGCCGGUCGGAUACCGCCACCUGUACGGCACCUCGCCCUGCGCACCUGAGACGAGGCUCCCGCUCCGCAAAAGAGAAAGGAACGGAGGGGUGGAGCUGACCCGUGGCGGCGCUUUCAUUGGACGGAGAGAAGCGAGAGAAGGCGGGGCUUGGCCAGAAGAGGAACCAACGGCUUCCCAGCGAAGGCUCGCUGGCGGCGGUGGUGGCGGCUUGGUCGGUGCCCACCUUGGCCGAGCCACCACCUCGCAUCCCCACCCAGUAACCUCUCGGGGGAGGGAGGAAGUGUGGAGGAAACUCCUCCCCCUCUCGCCCAGCGUUCGAAUGGGCUGGCCCGACAGUCCCGGAGAGAGAUAAUGACAAUAUAUACCACUAAUGACAGCGGCGGUAGCUCGAGUGUUGUUGCACCCGCCAGCAAGGCAGCUCGCCCGCGUGGGACUGAGAAGAGGGUCCGACUGGCGCGUCCUUCGGGAGCCGGGAACGCUCCAGAACGCGAUCGGAGGAGGAAACGGGACUGCCGGUUUUAUUGCGUGGUUUGCUGCUGUGGUUUUUUUCAUCCCAGUCGGGAAGGAUUUGAGCUUCUGCGGGGAAAGAAAAAAAACACUCAAGAAUCGCUUGGCGGAGGGAAACGAUUUGAAGUUGCUUCCAACUUCUCAGCCACCUGUUGCUCUCCGCUUCACCGCUUGAAGCAGACAAACGAGGAAGGGAGAGGGAGGGAGCGACGGCAAAGCAUCCCUGCCCUGGUCAGACACCUUUUAGGGGAAAAGAGUUCAAAUUUGUUAAAACCCUGCCCCGAUGGUGGAAGAAGCCAGAGCCAGAAAUAAAGUUCACCCGAACGCCUCUGCCAGGAGUGAGUGAUACGCGCUGAUCUUGCUUUUUAAGAAAGCGACCGUCGCCGGGAAAACAACACCGCACUUGAGACGCGUCUCAAAAAUCGCCCCCACCUCCCCGCCCGAUACAUUCUUCUUCUUUUUUUUAAAGCUUAACAGACAUCAGCAACCUUUCUCCAAACUCUAACUUUGGCGGGAAUGAGCUGAGUUCGGGUUCCUUUUUGGGAGAGUUUGCAGAGGGAAAAAGAAAGCCCACCUGCCAGCGCUUUGGAACCACGCCUUACCUUUCCAGGAAUCCCAAAGCAGAGACUAUUCUUCCCACCCAGCCACCCACUCCCAUUGCGAGACUUUAGACCGGGUAGACAUGUACGCCAACUGCUGACUCCGUCUCCCGGGGAUCAAAGCUUGGGUCGACAGAAGCUCCCCCGAGGAAGGAGGCAAGGGCUGCCUGGGGAGGGGCAGAGGAUAGCAGAGUUGGGGGCGCAACCAUGAAGCUGGAGAUCUUCGCCCCACGAUACGAGGAAAAGCUCAGCGGCAACAGCGUCAGCGACCAGGAAGGCAGCAGCGAAGCUUCCCCGCGGGCCGCCGAGAGCGAGCUGGGCUCCGACGGGGAUUGCGCGGCGCUUAGUCCGGCCAGUGGUUGCGCAAGCUCUCCCCGGCAGGGCCCCGAGCCUUCGCCUUCCCCGGGAGGCGAGUGUAAAGCGGCCGCAGGACUGUCUGGAAAGCCGUACACGCGCCGCCCAAAGCCUCCCUACUCUUAUAUCGCUUUGAUCGCCAUGGCCAUCCGGGAUUCGGCCGGGGGCCGCUUGACCCUGGCGGAGAUCAAUGAAUAUCUGAUGGGUCGCUUCCCUUUCUUUCGCGGCGCCUACACGGGCUGGCGCAACUCGGUGCGUCACAACCUGUCGCUCAAUGACUGUUUCGUCAAGGUGCUGCGAGACCCGGCCCGGCCGUGGGGCAAGGACAACUACUGGAUGCUCAACCCUAACUCGGAGUACACUUUCGCCGACGGCGUCUUCCGCAGGAGGAGGAAGCGGCUCAACCGUCCGGGGCUCCCUCCGGCCGCCGGGGGCUCCCCCUCGGCUCAGCCGUCCCCCCCGCCCGCUUCCCCGAGUGCCGAUCAGAAGACUCUGUCGGGGGAAUCGGGCGUGGGACUCGUCGGUGGCGCCUCGGCCGUCGGCACGAAAUUCUCCAGCCCCUUCGCCAUCGAGAGCAUCCUGAGCCGACCGUACCAGCCUUCCGAACAGCAGCCGCGGCCCCCCGCGAGGCCAGUGGGAGAACGGGCGGUGGCGUGGGCCGCCCCCCCAAGCUAUUCCCGGCUCCUUGCUCAUCCGGCCGUCUCUUAUGGCGUCGUCCCUACUUUCCCUCUGGCGGCGGCCUCCGCCGUUUACCACUACAGCCUCCCCGAUCCUCUGCUGCUAGAGUCCUCCAAGGGCAAGGCUUUGAGUGACCGCCAUCCGCACCAGCCCUUCCACGCGAGACCCUCGUCUUUCUGCUCUCCCCGGCUUUCUUCGGCGCAGUUACAGACGCUGGGCUUUUCUCAGCUCUACUGCCCCCUCCGGCUGCCCAGCUCAUUGCAGCAGGUAGCCGCCAGUCACAACACCUACCGGCCUUAUAAUACAUCAGAGACUCUAUCGGUAUAAUGAUCGAACGGGCUAAGACCCCUAUGAAAGGCUGGGGUAACGUGGGGACAGACGAGAAGUGUCUCUUGACGCACUUUAAAAAGGAAAAAGGAAAAAAAAUCCAGACUCGGUAGAAAGACUGUGCCUUAAAAACGCCGUUUUUCCCCUCGAGACCAAAACCAAAAAGCUGUUCAGAUAUUUUUUAAAAAAAGAUUGGACUCUAAAAUGGACAGCAAAGCUUCUUUCUGAUUGGCUGAAGGGAAACCGUUUCCUGCCGAUGCUUGGUUGUUUGAUGGCUGGUGGGGGCAUCCAUGAGGCUGCAGGUGCCCUGCUUCUUAAAGAGAAUCUGGAGAGGGGCAUCGGAGGCUGGGAUCUUUUCUCCAAGGUUGUAAAUAAAGCAUACACUGAUCCUGAAGUAAGUCCCAUCAAAUUAAUUUGGGCUAUUCCCAGAUAUCUGUUCAUAGCAUUGGAGCCAACCUAGAUAAGGAUGUUAACAUUUAUUAAGGGUGAUCCUGAAUCCUGAACAACAGGGAGGGAUGCUAUCAAAGCUGAAGAUAUUUGGCCAGUGAAAAACUGAAAUUUCAAAAGCCUCAACUGGCUGAAUUAACUCAGGUAGUUUAUACUUGACUAUAUUAAGUCAGGUAUAAACUACCUGAGUUAAUUCAGCCAUUCCCCUGGGUUAUACCUGGGGCGCAUGGGAUUUAAAAUCCAAAUAUAUGGAACAUGCCAGGUUUCCAAUCUAAACAGAAUCAAGGCUGAAUCCUACGCACCCUUCAGCUUGGAGCAAACCCUCGGGAACGCAAAGGGACCUAAACUCCCAGAGCAGCUUUAGGCCAAGCAAGAAGAUUAGCAUCUGGGCAUGCAUUACUUAGGUCAGUAAGCAUUUUUCAGUUCCGUAGUAAGGUGGCUCAAGGACAGCCUAAUUGCAGUGCAGCUGGGAGAAAAUGAGAUCCCUCUGAAAAAGUGAGGUCACUCUGAAACAGGCCUAUGCAGUGGAAGCAAGGCCAGUCAAUCGACUUGAGCAGCCCUUAUAUCUGUCAUUUGGGAGAUCCUCAAAUGUCAUGUCAGGCAGUGCCCUUCCAGCAAGGAAACUCCUGUAAUGCUGGACUCCAAGGCAGAGUGUGCUAGCUUACAGAAAAACAAGUGUUAGAGGAGGGAGCAGUAUGGCACACAAAUAGCCAAGGAAUGGAGUUGGCGACCUUGGGGCCAAUAAGUAUAAUGGGCCCUAGCUAGGCUUCAGUCUAAAAGGGGGGGUGAUGGUAAACCAUGGUUGCAGUCUUUUCCAGGACUGGCAUCUACAGCAGCCGGUCCCAGUAGAGACUGGCUAGGGCUGCCACUAGAUGGCAGCCAAAUAGAUGUGGAACAUUCUAAGUCUUUACUGCCAUCUAUUAGCCUUCCAGAGUUCUGCCGCCCAUAUCCAACAGUGCUAAUACAAAUGCAACUGACUGGGAUAGCUUCUCUUUCCCUCUCCAAGAACGUCAGGCAUCAGCAAGUCCCUUUCCCUUGAAUAUAAGCACUAGCUCUUUAAAUGGUGACUAAUGUUGGAGGGGGUGGAUAUUGAGAAGUUUGCCUUGGGGUCCAGAGAGCUGGGAAGGAGAAAAAGGAGUGAUUUUAUAGAUGUUAGUCUACUGAAUUUCAUCACAUGUAUUCUGGGGUAAACUCUGCUCUAGUACUGCAGUCUUAAACUGAUUUACAGCAGGCUCGAGGCAGAGGAGUAACUGGAUGAGAAUCAUGACUUUAAACACUGAAUUAAUGGAAUCAGGGUUUUGUUUAAGAAUGCUUUGUUGGCAUUUCACUUCUGGAUUGAACAGGAAAAGUGCCAAGUUUUCACUGAACUUGGGGUUCUUGUUGCACAUACCUCUCCCUAUGAACUGUAGGGAUUAAGUUAUUUAUAACCUGCAAAACUCUGAUGUUUAAAUAAAUGCAGGCUAUCUUUUUUCUCAUUUUUUUAUUUCAAUGCAAAUAUACAUAUAUUUUUUAAAAAAUAAAUAUGAUUCCCCACCACAUUGAUGUGAGCUUGUUUGCUAAACCUAGUUCAUUGUCCUUUCCCUUCACUCCCAUCCAUGAAACAAAUGCUCUGUUGGUUAUAUCCUGAUAACUGCAUCGGCUGGGGUCCAGUCAGACUCUUCCAAAGCAGGAGGAGGACUAAGUAGGAAUAACCAAAUGUGUUGCCCUGAAAAGGGAGAAUACUUUCAGAAACUGCCUGUUGCAAAAUCUUUGUAUGUCUGCAUGGGUUCAUGAAAAUCGGGAUCAAGAUAAUUUUGAAAUAAAAGAUGAUUUUUU
This is a messenger RNA of Crotalus tigris (Tiger rattlesnake), 6300 nucleotides long. RefSeq names its product forkhead box Q1 (gene FOXQ1). The transcript has a single exon. Gene Ontology annotation, biological process: regulation of transcription by RNA polymerase II; anatomical structure morphogenesis; cell differentiation. The coding region runs from base 2887 to 4038 and encodes 383 amino acids. The record is from RefSeq and is a predicted model, not a curated record. NCBI's taxonomy places the organism in Eukaryota, Metazoa, Chordata, Lepidosauria, Squamata, Viperidae. Gene Ontology annotation, molecular function: DNA-binding transcription factor activity, RNA polymerase II-specific; RNA polymerase II cis-regulatory region sequence-specific DNA binding.